Theobroma umbraticum is the source of this 747-nucleotide messenger RNA. RefSeq lists its product as uncharacterized. Gene Ontology annotation, cellular component: chloroplast. NCBI's taxonomy places the organism in Eukaryota, Viridiplantae, Streptophyta, Magnoliopsida, Malvales, Malvaceae. The record is from RefSeq and is a predicted model, not a curated record.
AAGGACUCUGGUUCGACAUAUCCGGGUCUAUCAUCCAUGCUGAAGAACAUAGGAAAAUGGGCUAUGCUAUCCUCACCUUCGAAGCUACCCAUCCCCCCUAAGGCUCGAAACUCUUCAAAAACUGAUCAUGUGGCCACUGUCCCCACCGUUAAAGCUUUUAAAGUGAUCAGCAAUCAAAGAGCUUUGCAAACUUGUUGUAGUGCAAGGAGAAGAGCAGCGAGAUAUGAUGACGAAGACGAUGAUGAAAUUGGUGAAGAAGAACAUGGCUACAAUGAAGAGAUUGCAAUACUUGAGUUGUACAGUCAGUCUGUUAGAGGGGAAGCUUUUCUUGUUCAUGCCCUCGUGGAUGAACAAGAAGUAGAAGUCCUUAUCUUCAAGGGGUUCUCCUCAUGUUUGAGCUAUGGGACUUCACCAGAUCCAUCAAGGAGUGUAAUUCCAGCCAGAGCAGUGAUAAAGUGCAUAGACAGAAUCAAAGGUCCUUUUGAUCCUUCCAGCAUAGAGUACAUUGAGAAAGGUCUUGAAUGGGAAUCCUUUAAGACCCGCCUAGCCCCUACUAAGCAGAAAAAUGAGGGAUCUUGAUCCUGUUCAGCAUUUUGGAGACAUUGUUCUCACUAUUUUGACAGCAAUUUCCAAGGCAUUUCUGCCACAUGUAAAAUCAGUUUCAUCCGCAUGAAACGGAGAGUCAUGCUCUUCAUUUUCUUCACUUUGCUUCAACCUAAGCAAUUUGUUCUCUAUAACUUGAUUAAA